AUGCCGUCGUCCGUGUCCGAGGAUCAGGAUCUGGCCCUGUCCUCGACUCGCCCACCGGUCGAUCCACCGCCCAACUCGAGCCUGACAUACGAGAAGGUCAAUGGAAACUCCCACCCCAAAUCCCCCACACAUACAUCUGCGAAUGGCAGUGUAGGCGAAGGCGUAGACGGAUAUUUUGAUGGUGGGAGCAGCAGCAACAGGCCGUAUAUGAAUGGCGAUACCCUCCGUGAAGGCAGUUUGAACGUCAUUCCAAAUGGACGAGCUAGCGCAAGCAGCUGGGACCAUAGGUCAUCGCGCAAUGGUAGCACGCUGUCGGUGAAUGGAGGCCUCAAUGGCAUGGCAGAUAACGGGCGGAGGAGCCCAGUUUCGCAGAAUGGCCUGCGGCGGACGUCGAAUGGAGAUCGGAGCUCAGUCGCGUCGAUAAACGGCAAUGGAAAUGGGAACGUUUACAACACUCCAAGGGAAGCGGCACCCAGAAGCUCUACAAACCACGACCGCGAUUCGCACAAGCAAGUCUCGAUACCGGGCCCCAUCUCAACGAAUCCUCAGAGUACCGGCCCUUUGACAUAUACUUCUGCCCUAUUGCCAACCACACCACUACCUGUUGAAACCCCUCCGCGUGCAGAAACAAACUCUCCGCAGCGUUUUCCAUCCCCCCCGUCCUAUCCUGCUCCGCCAAUCCCAACAUCGUCCCCAGGUCCCGCCCAACAUGCCGGUUUAAAUCAAUUGAAGCAUCGACACACGCUACAAGUCCCCAAGGCUGUUCCUGGUCGGAACUCAAAGGACGGAGACGACACUGCACAUACCAGCGGAAGAUUCUCACCGACGACAGUGACAUCGAGCGUAAGACGUGGCUCCUUGAGCCUCAACCGGAGAAAUACCCACUCGAUCCACUCAAACAUGCCUCAUGACGAGAUAGCUCCAGAUGAGGAUGCAAUACGGUGGGCGGAGGCAGUAAGGCAAAAGAGAGCGAGUAAAAGGAAACGGAAGGAUGAAGAAGACGAUGAUAGAGUGGUAAUUGGGACCAAAGUGGACCAAAAUCAUCAAAAUUGGGUGAUGGCAUACAACAUGUUGACAGGCAUUCGAUUUACUGUUUCACGGACAAAUGCCAAGUUCGACCGGGAAUUGACAGAAGCAGAUUUCCAGGCGAAGCAUAAGUUCUCAUUUGAUGUGACCGGUAAUGAAUUAACACCAUCCGCUAAGUACGACUUCAAGUUUAAGGAUUACGCCCCAUGGGUAUUUCGCCAUUUACGAGCAAAGUUCAAACUUGACCCGGCGGAUUAUCUCAUGUCUUUGACCAGCAAAUACAUUCUCUCGGAACUCGGAACCCCUGGGAAAAGCGGCAGCUUCUUCUACUUCUCCCGGGAUUACAAAUACAUUAUCAAAACGAUCCACCACGCCGAGCACAAAUUCCUAAGGAAGAUCUUGAAGGAAUACUAUCAACAUGUCGAGCAAAACCCAAACACGCUAUUAUCCCAAUUCUAUGGGCUCCAUCGUGUCAAGGUACCGUACGGACCAAAGAUACAUUUUGUGGUUAUGAAUAAUUUGUUCCCUCCACAUCGAGACAUACAUCAGACUUUCGAUUUGAAAGGUUCAACAGUAGGGCGAAACUUCAAAGAGGAAGAGCUUGAAAAGAAUCCCCGUGCGACUCUCAAAGAUCUCAAUUGGCUCCGUCGAGACAUGCAUCUGGAAUUUGGCCCAGAAAAGAGACGAAUAUUUUUUGAGCAAAUGGAACGGGAUGUGCGCCUUCUACAAAGACUCAAAAUAAUGGAUUAUAGCAUGUUGGUGGGUAUCCAUGACCUCCGGAAAGGAAACCAAGAAAAUUUGCGUGAUAAGACGUUACAAGUCUUUCAGCCGGGAGGGGGCAGCCCUGGGGAUGAUAUGGGACCGGAUGGUAGAGGGAUGUUGAUGAGAACACCGAGCAAACUUGAGAGUGCCCGGAAAGCCAGGGAACUGCGGCAGACUCUCAAGCAAGAGAAGCCAGUUCCAAUGGCCCACACCGGCUCACGCAUGCCCGAUACUUUGGAAGAGAAUACCCCGAAGCGUGAUUUUAUCUUCUACAGUGAUGAUGGGGGUUUCCGGGCUACGCAUGAGGAUGAUAGUCCCGGCGACGAGAUUUUCUUCCUGUCCAUCAUUGAUUGCCUGACUCACUAUGGUCUAGCGAAGAAGCUAGAACAUCUAUGGAAGGGUCUAAGUAACGAUAAAAAAUUGAUCUCGCCCAUAUCCCCCGAGCCGUACGGAGACAGAUUCAUAGAUUUUAUUGAAUCUAUCACUAAAAGCCCCGAAGAAGCCACCCGCGAAGCACAAUCUGCGUCAAGACCGUCAAUCCUGCAUAGCAACUCAAAUCCGAUUUCAAACCGUGACCCGAACACCUCUCUUGAUUCAGGCAGAAGAUCUGGAAGUCAGCCCAUGAAUAGGAAUGAGAUUGAAGUCUCAAAUUCGGAGAAACGGAAUGACGAGGCCGAGCGCCCAGACCCCCGGAUUAUCAGUGCUAUUCGAAGUCCAAGUGCAGAACGGACUGGAGGUCUGCAAGGGCAGACGCUCCCCGUUGUAGAAGAGCUAGGUGAGGCUAGCAGCACCGGCGGCCGCAGCGGACAGAGCCGCGAACGGGAGGCAAAUGGCGAUAUAAGACCCCCGACACCGGCAAAAGACAACUCCGACCACCGGCCUUUGACACCACCGAAGGAUCACGACCCGAAUAAUACGGUCCACGGUGCGAGAGGGCCAGUCAGCAGGAAUAGCUUGGAUAAGAAGCUGCCCCCUUUACCACUCGUGCAUAGCCCUAAACAACUGCCUGAGGAAGGCAUCGUUGCGAGGCAAUAA
Messenger RNA from Venustampulla echinocandica, 2823 nucleotides. Its product is annotated as SAICAR synthase-like protein. Lineage: Eukaryota; Fungi; Ascomycota; Leotiomycetes; Helotiales; Pleuroascaceae. The record is from RefSeq and is a predicted model, not a curated record. Gene Ontology annotation, biological process: phosphatidylinositol metabolic process. Gene Ontology annotation, molecular function: phosphatidylinositol kinase activity. The coding region runs from base 1 to 2823 and encodes 940 amino acids. The transcript is spliced from 3 exons.